AUAUCUGAUUUCUUGCUUCAUAAUAGUUGUUUCCUUCUUAAGACAAUGGCACUGAGUGGUAAGCUUAGUAUUGAAAUUGUGAUGCAUGCACCUGCUGGAAAGUUCUUUAAUCUUGCAACAAAAUCUCUCCACGAUGUUCAAAAUAUUUGUGAAAGAGUGCAUCACACCAAGCUGCAUCAGGGUGAGGAUUGGCACAGCAUUGGCGGUUCAGUUAAACACUGGACAUAUGUUAUAGAUGGUAAAGUAACUACAUGCAAGGAGACAAUUGAAUCCAUUGAUGAGAAUAACAAGACAAUCAAAUUGAAUCUCUUUGAUGGAGACAUAAGUCAACAGUAUAAAGUCUUUAAGCUCACCAUUCAAGAGAUUGAUAACAGCAAUGGAAGUGUUUCAGCUAAAUGGACACUUGAAUAUGAGAAAAUUAGUGAUAAUGUCAAAGCUCCUUAUGGUUAUUUGGAAUUUUAUGACAAAAUUUUUAAAGAGAUGGAUGCUCAUCUUCUCAAGGCAUAAUAAUUACUAAAAGAAAAUUAGAAACACGUUAUAUGCAUGGUUGGAAUUUAAUAAGGGGUAGGUUUUCGGGACUGUUUUGGAAGUAGUUAAGUGUUAUAUAAAUUAAAUAAUAAGUGCGUGUGAACUUGGGUGAAGAAUAGUAUGUAUGUAUGUACGUAUGUAUGUAUGUAUGUAUGUAUAGUCAUCGUUCAUGAUUUUUUUUGUUGGUUGUGUUUAUGUCAUGGAUGUGUGGAAACUGGAAACUUGAAAGUAUUUAUGUAUGUCUAAUAAAAAUUAGAGUAACGAUGGGUAAUCAA
Messenger RNA from Arachis stenosperma, 803 nucleotides. RefSeq names its product MLP-like protein 28. The record is from RefSeq and is a predicted model, not a curated record. Bases 46 to 507 code for a protein of 153 amino acids. The transcript has 2 exons. Gene Ontology annotation, biological process: defense response. Lineage: Eukaryota; Viridiplantae; Streptophyta; Magnoliopsida; Fabales; Fabaceae.